AUGAAAGCCAAACAGUUCGUCGACUUCGGUAAGAAGAUCGUCGCUAUUGGGAAGAACUAUGAAGCCCAUGCGCGCGAAAUGGGAGCUACCACGACGUUGAGUCACCCCGUGCUUUUCCUGAAACCCACGACCAGCUAUGUGCGCAAUGGCAACAACGUGCUGCUCCCCCCUGGGAUCGGUGACGUGCAUCACGAAGUGGAACUCGGUGUGGUGAUUGGAAAAGGAGGCAAGGACAUUGCCGAGAGUGACAGCAUGGACCACGUUGCUGGCUACGCACUGGCCAUUGAUAUGACAGCGCGUGACUUGCAAGCCAAGGCAAAGGAAGCAGGACUACCGUGGACGCACGCCAAGGGUUUUGACACGUUUACACCGAUUAGCGACUUCAUUUCAAAGUCAGCGGUGCCGUCGCCCCAUAAUCUGAACAUGUGGCUCAAAGUGGAUGAUGAACUUCGCCAGAAUGGCAACACAGCUGACAUGCUGCAUGACAUUCCGUUCCUUAUCGCUUACGUCAGCCGAAUUAUGACGCUAGAAGAAGGCGAUCUGCUCAUUACCGGCACACCUGAAGGCGUUGGGCCCGUCCCGCCUGGCAGCGUGCUUACUGCAGGCAUCACGGGGAUCGUCGACGUGCGCUUUCCUGUCAAGACGCGCGUAUACUAA
Molecule: messenger RNA, 657 nt
Organism: Peronospora matthiolae
Lineage: Eukaryota; Oomycota; Peronosporomycetes; Peronosporales; Peronosporaceae
Source: the annotation of a GenBank genome assembly